Iphiclides podalirius (scarce swallowtail) is the source of this 228-nucleotide messenger RNA. The record is from the annotation of a GenBank genome assembly. NCBI's taxonomy places the organism in Eukaryota, Metazoa, Arthropoda, Insecta, Lepidoptera, Papilionidae.
AUGAUUAAACGCUGGCCCCGUUUGGAAUAUUCCGCCUUUUCGAUUAGCCCCCGACGUAUCUACGUGUCGGGACAAUCGGGCGGCCGCGGGUUCUGUGCCGGCCGCCGAAAGGGGGGGGGGGGGCUUGAACAAUGGACGUACGUGUCGGCAUCCACUUGCCGCGGUCCCACGCGACAGGUCCGCGCCAGGAGGCUGCGCCCGACUCCUACGACCGCGGGGGAUCAAAGU